Molecule: messenger RNA, 1507 nt
Organism: Lactuca virosa
Lineage: Eukaryota; Viridiplantae; Streptophyta; Magnoliopsida; Asterales; Asteraceae
Source: the annotation of a GenBank genome assembly
AUGCCAUUGCCAAGUACAUGUCUGGUCUUAAAUGGUGAAGAAGAGCCUGAAUCAUUUUCUAAGGUGAAGGUGCUGAAUGAUUCAAGACCAGUUAUCCACAAAAUAUCCGAGUCUCUUGUCGAUACUUUUCUCCCUUCAGGUUAUCCACAUAGUGUGAAUGAAGGGUAUCUUAGAUACACACAAUUUCGAGCAUUACAACACUUCUCCAGUGCAGCAUUAUCUGUCUUAUCAACUCAGUCACUGUUAUAUGCUGCAGGAUUAAGACCUACACCAGCACAAGCAACCGCAACCAGUUGGAUACACUUAAGGAUGGAAUGCAGCAUGUGGGAAAGCUAAUGUGCAGCAAGUUAGGUGCAAAAAUUGAUUCUGAACCCAAACGAUGGCGAAUUUUUGCUGAUAUGUUAUAUGACUUUGGCUCUGGUUUGGAAGUUCUUUCCCCAUUAUGUCCACCACUGUUUCUUGAAAUGGCUGGACUUGGAAAUUUUGCAAAGGGAAUGGCCAUGGUUGCUGGCUGCAAGGGCAACAAGUUUCAAACAUUCUUUAUGUCUAUUCAUUUCAAGCUGACAAAUAUUGAUUGCUUGCAUGGAAAGUUUGGAUUAUUGAUCUACAUUUGUAACAAAAAGAUAAGUAGUCAUUUAUUUGAAGGUUGUGAUUGAUUUGUUAUGAACUGAAUUUGUAGGGUGAUGGUGGGAGACCUAGCUUUAGUCGUGGAGGUGGCGGUGCUCAAUUAAACCUUUUAGUUAGUUCCAUGCUCUUAUUAAAUUUGAGGUUUUCUGUUUUAUGGUUUUUUCUUUGUGAUAUUAUUGGAAGAUACUCCAUACUGUUUGGUGCAACUUUUCUUUGUGAUAUUAUUGGAAGAUACCCUUUUCCUUUUUCUCAUUUUUCGUAACAAUUUUUUUUUAAUCCAAAUUAACUUUCAUCUUCACAUGUUGCAUUUAAUCGCCAAGUUAGUGUGACAUUGGAAGGUAAUAUAUUUUAACCAAGUGGACUCGUGAUUGGUGGUUCUCGCAAGUAAGCAACAUUUCACAAAUUUUAUAAAGGAUGACAGAGGGAAGCACAAUGUUUGAAGGUCAUGCUGCAACAUACUGAUAGUGAUAGCUUAGACUUGUAAAUCACACAGAAAACUCAAACGUAAAGGAUGGAUUCCCACAAUUCUAGAGACAAAUACGUCCUUGGGCCUAUCCUAUCACAUACCCACCCUGCAAGAACAAACAAUAUUAAAGGUAUAAACAUACAGGUUUCUGCUAUGAAGAGCUAAAGAACACAAGGGCUCUAUUUAGAAUUCACUUCUAAUUUAUAUAAUUUCAUGUGGUUUAUUUUUUAUUUAUUUUUUUUUUAACUUUCCAAGGGCAAAAUGGUCAUUUUCAAAGGAAAAAAAAAAAAAAAACUUGAUCUUGCCUUCCUAGUGCAACUUCAUUUAUGACACAUGUUUUUUCUUUCUGUCCUAUGCUUUUUGGAUAAUUAAAGUGUGUGUGAGCUAUAAUAAACAAAUAAAUUAAAGUACGGG